UGUGUCCUGAAGCCUUCGAGCUCGGUUCUGUCGGCAUGGAGCCUCCGCAAAGAAGCAUGGUGCGGACUCCCCACAAGAGUGUUUUGGUCCAGAGGAGGAGCAAGAGCAGGAGCUACAGGCAGUCGUACCGCAGCUGCUCCGGCGGUCCGUCCAGACUGUGCCUGACUCCGGCGCUCACCGCCCGGAGGCUCAACACGAGCAGGAGGCCUCCCAAGUCCCAGGACAUCACCGACAAGCUGAAAGCGGAGCAUCUGGCCCUGCUGGUGAAGACCAGGUGGAAGCUGUCCUACGUCACGCCCCUGUACCGCUUCAGGCACACGCAGCUGAGGAGCUACUCCCGGCAGCUGUCGGCCUUCAUCGCGGCGGAGCAGCAGCGGGGCGUGGCGGUGGAGGUGGAGGGAACGCAGAGCGGCUUUCGGGUGUCCUUCAGCAUGUUGCAGGGUCUGGCCUCGGCCGAGAACGACGACCCGGAGACCGUCCUCAUACAGGUCCAUUCCAAGCCGCUGCUUUCCCGGCAGGACGAGCCGCAGAAGCUGGUCUGGAGCGGCUGGCUGACGUGCAUCAGCGGGAACCCCGAGUACCUGUCCUCGCUCCCCAGAGACUUCACCUGCCUGCCGCUGUUCGGCAGCAGCGGCGCCGACGGCCUCACCUCCGUGGUGAAGUCCUGGAUCCAGCAGACGUUCGACUGCUGCCUGGGCCGGCUGGAGCUCAACCACACCACCCUGCAGUGGCUGCUGGCGCUGUGGACCAACUGCCACGCCCAGUCCAACAUCCAGCAGCUGAACAUGGUGUGGACGCUCCCGUCCGCCCCGCCGCUGCAGGUCAGCUUCACGGUGGACCCGCAGGACGCCUGGGACCUGUGGCGCAGCGUGAGGAAGGCCUCCGCCCAGGAGGAGGAGGAGGAGGAGGAGGAGAGCUGCAUCGACGUGGAGGAGGUGACCCGGUUCCUGCACGGCCUGAAGAGCCACUUCUACAGACACUUCAGGCUGGAGCUGUCCGCAGGGAGCCUGAGCCAGGUGGGCACGGCGCUGGGCUGGGCCGCCGUCAGCGGCAGGAUCAAGAUGUCCAGCAGCCGGUACGUGGUCACCACCCUGGCUCUGCUCACCGAGUGCGCCCUGCUGAAGAUGCCCAUCUGAGCCCCGGCCUGAGCAGCCCGGAGCUGCUCACAGUCAAGACUUUGUUUUUUUUUUUUUUUUUUUAAACUAUUCCAGUUUUAUAUUUGGUUGGAGAAACAAAGCUACAUGAAUUAAACCGGUCUUGUGGAUCCAGUCGGACUCGCACCUUUCGCUCCACCACUCUGAUGUUUUGGACUCUGAAUUAUGUCCUGAGUUCCUUCAACCUGUUGUGAAUAUUUCCUGUCUGGCUCCUUGCACAGUAUUAUUGUUCUUGUUGUAAAUAAAAGCAUAAAAGUAUGUACAUAUUUCUCUUUAAUGGAUGUAAAUGUUGUGGAGGAGAGGAGCAGGGUCACAAUAA
Salarias fasciatus (jewelled blenny) is the source of this 1473-nucleotide messenger RNA. It is a transcript of the gene cenpl, whose product is annotated as centromere protein L. The record is from RefSeq and is a predicted model, not a curated record. Lineage: Eukaryota; Metazoa; Chordata; Actinopteri; Blenniiformes; Blenniidae. The transcript has 5 exons. The coding region runs from base 36 to 1136 and encodes 366 amino acids.